Molecule: messenger RNA, 1625 nt
Organism: Striga asiatica
Lineage: Eukaryota; Viridiplantae; Streptophyta; Magnoliopsida; Lamiales; Orobanchaceae
Source: the annotation of a GenBank genome assembly
UCUCUACUCUCUCUCUCCACGAGUCGUAGUAAUUAGAUUCCAAAUCAAUCUGCAUUUCCCAAUUUUCCCACACAUUUCCAUUAAACAAUAGUAUCUACCUUUUAGAUUCUCCGUCGCCAUGGAUUCUCAGGACUCUUCGGCUCCGCCACCCCACGCCAACCACCACCACCACCACCUCUACCAGCACCACCACCCUCAACCGCCGCUGCCCCCCCACCACGCCGUCCUGAUGGGCCCACACUCCCAACCCCAGCUGCAUCCGCCCAACAUGCCGUACCCACUGCCCGCCGGCAACAACAAUUCCGCCCCGACCGCCGCCGCGAACGCCCAACCCAUGAUGCACCAGCAGAACCCUCGAUUCCCUUUCAGCUCCGGCCCUCCUGCGCCGAAACCCACGGAUCACCAGUACUCCGAUGGGUCCCCCUCCGCCAGCGGUGGUGGCUGGUUCAACAUUGAGCCGGCCAAAAAGAAAAGGGGACGGCCCAGGAAGUACUCGCCCGAUAACAGCAUCGGUCUGGGUCUGUCGCCCGCGCCUGCCGCCCAGAUUUCCCCAUCUGCUGCCGCCGGCGGCGGCCACUUGGAUUCCGGUGGGGGGGCUUCGGCUGACACCUCAGGCAAACGCAACCGUGGAAGGCCUCCUGGUUCUGUGAAGAAGCAGUUGGAUGCUCUAGGAGUUCCAGGUGUUGGUUUUACACCUCAUGUAAUUACAGUGGAAGCAGGAGAGGACAUAUCAUCAACAGUUAUGGCAUUUGCGCAGCAAGGACCACGCACGGUUUGCAUUCUAUCUGCUAAUGGUGCCGUCUGCAAUGUGACCCUUCGCCAGCCAGCAAUGUCUGGCGGCACAGUGACAUAUGAGGGACGGUUUGAGAUCAUCUCUUUGUCUGGCUCGUUUGUAACUUCAGAAAGUAAUGGGGCCCACAGUAAAAGUGGCGGUCUGAGUGUCUCGUUGGCUGGAACAGAUGGCCGAGUUUUAGGCGGAGGGGUAGCUGGAAUGCUUAAAGCUGCAUCACUCGUUCAGGUUGUGGUUGGGAGCUUCAUUGCAGAAGGCAAAAAAUCCAAAACCGGGCCAUCUUCUUCUUCUGCUGCUGCUGCUAAUAACAAUACUCCUCCAUCUUCAAAUAUGCUGAAUUUUGGUCCUCGAGCUACUGAGGCCAGCUCGAGUUCACCGGGUGCCUCGAGUGAGUCGGGUGAGGACAAUGAUGAUAAUAAUAGUCGUCUUCAUCAUCAGCAUAGCUCUGGAGCUUACCCGAAUGCUGGAAGGCCCGUACAGAAUAUGCCCAUGUAUUCGAACAUGGGCUGGCCCAACUCCAUGAAGAUGCAUCCUCAUUAAUUAACACUUUCGAAUUUCAUGCAGGUUUCGUUUUUAGGGGAUUUUUUGGUAUGCUAAGCUGGUAACUCUAGCAAACUGAGUAUAUAAAAGUUUGCUUAUAACGCCGUUUAAUGUAGGAGGCUUUGUUUUCCUGUAAUUUUGUUGUUACUCUCUCGUAGGUGUAUUUUCUUUGGGCUGCAGGCUCAGAUUUUAUUAAUAUUAUUGCUAAUUCUUAUGCAUUCUGAGUAAUUUGUUGGUAGUUUACUCAGAGAAUGACAUUAAAGUAUAGAUCACGUAGUUCACAUGCUCCUUAAAG